Messenger RNA from Didymodactylos carnosus, 2148 nucleotides. The record is from the annotation of a GenBank genome assembly. Lineage: Eukaryota; Metazoa; Rotifera; Eurotatoria; Philodinida; Philodinidae.
AUGCGGAUCGUUUCAACAGUUAUCGGUGAUAUUGUAAAUAGUGAUGAAUUAAUACAACCAGAUUAUUGGAUCGAUCAUCUUCAACACACUGUGUUAUUUGGACCGUCUAUUGAACGUUUAUCACUGGAGGAACAACAAACCCUCUUAUUUUUGGAAGUCGGCCCUGGAAAAGUCUUAACCGCUAAUGUUCGACACAUAAAACCGGACGCACCUGUCAUUUCCUCGCCGUUAGCCCUGAAUAAUUCAAUAAAAUUUUUGCGUUGUUUGGGCUCCCUAUGGUCAUUUGGUGUGCCGGUUUCAUGGUCAGACUAUUUUCAGUAUAAGAAUAAUUUAAGGCCCACAGAGUUAGAUGAACAAUCGAAUUUAUUUCAACGUAAUGAAAAAUUACUGCCGUCUGAAAAUAUUUGUCUGUCGCAUGGCGAAACGACAGCAACACUUAAAAAUUAUCUUCAAAAAGAAAAACAUCGGAACGUAACUUUAAAAAUGGAUCGUGAAAAAAAAGUUCCAUGGAAAGCGAAAAAACCUCCGGCUUUUAAAGAGGAUGCUUGUGAAAUUAGGCUACUUGAUUUUAAAUUAGGAGAUGUUCGAUUAACAGGCUCAAAUUUGCAGUUGUCUGAUCAUGUACUACCCCUUGGAUUUGCAAGUUCUGCAUUAACAAGAGCCUUGUAUUAUGAAGCCGUACAGACAAAUAUGCUACAGGAAGAUGCAAAACUUAUUGAUGUACUUCCAGAACAAAGUCUUCAUGAUGUACCGUUGGAAGUGCAACGUAUAGCGAUUAACGAUUUAGCGUGUCACAGCAGCGGACUGCCAGAUUAUGCUAAACAAAAUUGUAAGUCACCUAACGAUUUGUUAUUGGCGCUGAAAACGUUAGACAAUCUAUCAACGGAGAAACCAAGUAUUUUGGCUAUCUCAUUGUUGGGACAUGCGCUCGCGGCUCUUCACGAUACAUCGUAUGACGAUUUGUUUCAAGAAAAGAUUGCUGGUCCAUUAGAACUAUUCAAUACGUGCGUAAAUUACGGUCUGGAAACUUAUUAUCCGGCUUGUGGUAUUCAAAGUACACUUGAUGAUAUGAGUAAACUUUUAAUGAUACUCUAUUGCAAUGAAAAUCAUAGUUGUACUACGAUUAUUCAAGCGCUUCGAAAAAGUUUCAGUGACGAUAUCGCACGAUUUUCAGAGCGAAUCCAAGAAUUGACUACUGAUAGUGCUCCGGUAAAAGCACUAAAUAACAUUCAAAAUUAUACUCUUGAUAAAACAGCAGGAAUGCCAAAAGUAUACGAAUCAAUCCGCGAAAAAUCAUUAGAAGUUUUAUUACAAUUUAUUUCAAUUUCAAAGCAGCAGUUGUUAGAUGAAUUGCAUCAAUAUGGCGCACUGCUAUUCUGUGGUUUUGAUGUCAUAACAGCCGAACACUUUUCAAGGGUUGUAGAAUCAUUUACUGAUAGUAAUAAGUCAUUUCUAGACUAUCGUGAUGGUAUAUCACCAAGAACACGACUUACGACAAAAGUAUUUAUAUCAAUGGAAUAUCCAAAGCAUGUUAAUAUGUCAUUGCACAAUGAAAUGUCUUAUUCCACCAACAUGCCGUCAAUAAUAUUUUUCUUUUGUGAAAUUCCGCCUGUUGAGAACACUGGUCAAACACCAAUCGGCGAUUCACGAGCGAUAUUCGAAUCGGUUGAUCACAAUAUACUUACCGAAUUUAUUGAGAGAAAGUUAAUAUACAUGACAAAUAUGCCUAGUCGCAACAAAGGAUUAGGCAAAUCAUGGCAAGAGACAUAUCAAACAGAGUCGAAAGAAGAUGUUGAAACAUUCUUAAAAGAAAAACACAUCGAUUUUACAUGGCUACCGAACGAUCGAUUACGUACAAUUCGAAAAGUAGAUACUGUUAAAAAACAUCCAAUCGGUGGUGAUUGGCUUUGGUGUAAUCAUGCGCAUUUAUUUCUUCCAAGUGAUCUAGAGCUAUCAGUUAGACACACAACUGAAAAGCGUCCUGACCCAAUGGAUAUGGCGAAAAAUUGUUUUUUUGGAGAUGGACAAAUGAUACCUGACAUUUACUCGACACAUAUCAGACAAAUAUUAAAGGAGCAUCAAAUCCAAUGGUCGUGGCAAAAGAGCGAUGUUCUAAUUUUGGAUAAUUUAGCAACAGCACAUGGGUGA